AUGGAAAAAAAAAUAAAAAUCAAAUUGGUUCUUAUAAGAAUCUUGAAAAAAAAAAAAAAAAAAAAAACGUUAAAAAUAGAUUGUAAAAAUAUCUUUAAUAAUUGUGUGGGGGGUAUGGUAUAUUUUGAAUUAAUAGUCGAAUAUUGGCUAUAUUGA
Molecule: messenger RNA, 156 nt
Organism: Dictyostelium discoideum AX4
Lineage: Eukaryota; Evosea; Eumycetozoa; Dictyosteliales; Dictyosteliaceae
Exons: 4
Coding region: 1-156 (51 amino acids)
Source: RefSeq, a predicted model, not a curated record